CUUGUGGCAGGGAAGCGGUACCUGCUAACAGAAGAUGACAUAAAGUUACAAGAAUUUCAGCAGAUGAAAGUGGCAAUUAGAAAUGAAGUUCAUGGCAAUAAAGAUCCAUAUUUUAAAAAUAUUACAGAAAAAUUAAAGAAAAAUGGAAUAAUUCUCAAAAAUGAAUUAAAAAAAUUACUGCAUUUAUGUCAGACGUCAUCUGAUGUGGACCUAGCCAGAAAAGUUAUUUACAGGUACCAUGAACAGAAUGGAAUCACAGCCUUAUGUAAUUUUAAAUUUGGACCCCUCUUUAUGAGGCUAUGUUAUGAGCUGGACCUUGAAAGACCUGCAGUAGAACUUAUCAAAGAUCAGAAUUUGCAUGGGUUUUUUUCAGACAGUACAUCAUUCCAUAUUUUGAUGACUAUGUUGUUUAAAAAGGGCCAUUUUGAAAGUGCUUUGGAAGUUCUGGUAGAAAUGAAAAAGCAAGGUAUACCUUUCAACAAAGAAACCUAUCUACUUGCAUUUGCAAUAUGCUACAAACUAGUGAGUAUUUUCAGUUUACAUGAUGAAAAAGUAAGAGAUGGUUAUUUGGUAGCCUUCUAUGAUGGAGUUACAGCAUUGGUGGAUAAGGGAAGAGCACCUGACAUCAUCUGCCUGGACUUGUGCAAAGCAGUUGACACUAUCCUGCACAACAUUGUUGUCUCUAAAUCAGAGAGACAUGGAUUUGAUGGAUGGACCAUUCGGAGG
Molecule: messenger RNA, 726 nt
Organism: Cariama cristata (Red-legged seriema)
Lineage: Eukaryota; Metazoa; Chordata; Aves; Cariamiformes; Cariamidae
Gene: PTCD2
Product: pentatricopeptide repeat domain 2
Exons: 6
Biological process (GO): multicellular organism development; mitochondrion organization; regulation of mRNA processing
Cellular component (GO): mitochondrion
Molecular function (GO): protein binding; RNA binding
Source: RefSeq, a predicted model, not a curated record